This is a messenger RNA of Racocetra fulgida, 158 nucleotides long. The record is from the annotation of a GenBank genome assembly. Lineage: Eukaryota; Fungi; Glomeromycota; Glomeromycetes; Diversisporales; Gigasporaceae.
AUGUUGGAGUAAAAUUGGUAGAAGAGAAGAAUAGGUGUGAUGAUAUACAUCCUAAAACUUCUUUAACCAGUAAUGCUGUACCAAUUGCGGAUUCACUGGCAAAACCAACAACUUCGAACAUUACAAACAUCAAACAUAAUGACACACCUAAUCCAGAA